Messenger RNA from Lobosporangium transversale, 1531 nucleotides. RefSeq lists its product as hypothetical. Lineage: Eukaryota; Fungi; Mortierellomycota; Mortierellomycetes; Mortierellales; Mortierellaceae. Bases 377 to 1444 code for a protein of 355 amino acids. The record is from RefSeq and is a predicted model, not a curated record. Gene Ontology annotation, molecular function: zinc ion binding; nucleic acid binding. The transcript has a single exon.
GUUAUAGAUCAUAAAAGGUUCCUUCUUUUACACAAGAGCUAUUUGAGUACUGACUGUUCUCGUUCAAUCUUUGAGUAGUGUGUUGUUUUUUAUUGUGUUAGUGAGUUAUUUCAUCUAUCUGUAGCUGGAAGUGGCCGACUUCACAACCCAUCGAAACGACCCAAAAUCUCCUAUCAUACCUAACCAACAAUAUCAUAACAAAAAAAAUAUCAUUUUCAGAAAUGGCUCGUUUAGCUCACUUUCCCCUUCACACCAUAAAAUUCGUGGUCGCCUUUUGCAAUUAAAGAAAUACUUAAUUUACUCAGCCAAUUCGCAACGGUCAGUCCAACGGAUAGGCCUAUUCUCUUACUUUUAUCUCCCCCUUCCCCUUCAUCUAAUGGCGGAUCGACUUCCACCGCCAUCUCCCCCUCCGUCUUCCUCGAAUGAGGUAGAUGAGGGACACGAUCCCCUGGCUCAGGCAGGGGAUGUAGUAAAAAACAAUAAAAUUAAGCAGUCCCUGAGCUUUGCGGAGAUGGCCCGCAAAAGCUUAUCCAAGAAAGAAGUGCAGACCAGUUGGAAUGCACUUCGUAAGAACGCAGUUGUCCGUGCGUUCAGCACAGAGGUUGAGGAGCACUCUGUGUUUUUCACCCCACACCACGCUCCCACCACCUUCGCUGUCAAGUAUGACAGGAAGACUCACCUCGUCUCUGACGUGGUGGAGGCCAUUCGCCUGGCUUUCCCCAAGGCAGUUGGUCUUGACCCUGUUGUCCCAGGGGUCGUAGUGGUUCUCGUGAGGACACAAAAAGAGGUGGACGAGGCCAUUGCGUCUCCUCCUCUCCCCUGCAAUCCUGCUCCUGUCAGAGCAUAUCAUACGGUCCAUUCCACAGGAAGCCGACUCAGGAUUCGGGUUGACCGAAUCACCCUCUCUACUCCGGAGGAUCGUCUGGAGUAUAUCAAAAAUAUCUUUGGUAAAUUUGGCCGUGUAAUCCACACCAAGUUCCAUUACGUCAAGGGAUCGGAGACUCUUUUGCUCCCUUCCUUCGAAUUUGUGUUAGAGCUCUCUGGGGACUCCCCUCGAGACCUCCUUAUCCCCCGCGUGGCCCAAGCUGAGGGCAUUAACACGCUUUUCCACUGGUAUGGGCCCCAGUACUGCUACAAGUGUGGUGAGGAGAACCACGUCAAGCAGUCCUGCCCCCAACCACCCGAGUUCGACCUCCUCUCGGCCCCUAAAAGAGUCAUUAUGGCUCGCGCGUUCUUGCCUGCGAACGCGCCCGCAAGGGCCCUCCUGCGGUCCCUCAAGCUCCCAAGGUUACCAAGGGUCCCAAGGUCAACAAGGACAUCCCAUCCCUCGACAAGGAGGAAUGGACAACUGUCACCUCAACCAAGAGGGAAAAGGGAUCAAAGAGGAGUCGUACGACUUCUUCACAUUGCUUGCUGUAUACUCAUUAUACAUUACUCAUUUUAGUACCUGCUCUCACGUCGCUGCCAACUAGUAUAAAUAGCUAGCACCAUCGUAGCAACUUAGGAGACUUUAGAUAAUAAACAUCCUCAG